Messenger RNA from Macroventuria anomochaeta, 1962 nucleotides. RefSeq lists its product as uncharacterized. The transcript is spliced from 5 exons. Gene Ontology annotation, molecular function: RNA binding. The coding region runs from base 1 to 1962 and encodes 653 amino acids. NCBI's taxonomy places the organism in Eukaryota, Fungi, Ascomycota, Dothideomycetes, Pleosporales, Didymellaceae. The record is from RefSeq and is a predicted model, not a curated record.
AUGUCUCACCACUCACCCCAGUCUUCCACCGGCGUUGGCCCUUCUUCCAGCCCCUAUGCUGGCACCGACCCUACCUUGUACUCACCUGAGCUCGCCCGCUACACUCGCUCUGCUGGCUUGCAUCACCGCAACAACCUCAGCCAGGUCACCGUCACCGACAACGGCAAACCCUCCCUUCACAGCACAGGUGCUGCCUCUCCCAAAUACAAGGGCGUCCUUCCGUUUCCCGCUCCUUACUACCAGGGUCUCUUCGCCAACGAGCUCUCCGAGGAUGACAAGUCAUUCAUCUCGCGCUUUCAAUUCAUUGCUCAGCUUCCAGACGGCACCAAUGCCGGCGUCGACUCUGAGCAUGAGCUCUUCAGCGUUCAGCAUCAGAUGAAGCUGUAUCAGUGCUUCUCAAGCUGCGUGCCUGUCUACACUCGUGGCGUUCACCUUCGUUACGACGACCUCCGCGAAGCUGCUGAAGCCAAGGACAUCCUCACUCAACAUGGCUUCGUGGUCGACUGGAUCACCGGCUACGAGUUCGCUCUUGCCAAGUCGCAGGACACAGCUCAGCUCAACGAGUUCGAAGGCUCGAUCAAGGUACCGGUCGUCAUUCAGCCUUACCCUGAGCAUGCCGUCUUCGAGUUCACCGAUGCCGACCUUGCCGAAGUCACUGAGGCCAUCGAGCUCACCGCUGGCGUCUUCGGUACCGUCCGCAACUGCGUCCACAUCGAGACCCACGACACCAAGAUGACUCUCGUCUUUCGUGUCGAGUUCCACUCAGUCGAUGCAGCCACUCGCACUGUCCAGAGCUUGACUCUUGACUCGGUCUGGGGUAUCAAUGACGCGAAGACCUUCCGUUGGGCUAUUACCGAGCCUGCGCCUUGGUCUGGCGAGCGAGCCAUGAACUCUCCCCACCGCACGAAGCCUCGCAUCGACGACCAGGGUCGUUUUGUCGGUUACCGCCCUGCUGCUGGCCCCCUCAACGGCCCAUACCAGCGUCACCCAGCUGACCAGCACAACCGUGUCCGCCGUGAGCGCAUUCUAGACGGCAGCGAUGUCCGCACUACCAUCAUGCUGCGCAACAUCCCCAACAAGAUGGACUGGAUGUCACUCAAGACCAUCCUAGAUGAGGUCUGCUUCGGCACCUACGACUUCCUCUACCUCCGCAUUGACUUCAAGUCUGGCUGCAACGUGGGCUAUGCCUUCAUCAACUUCGCCGACGUCGGUGGCAUGAUCGCCCUCAUCGACCGCAUCGAGCGUCGCUGCUGGACUGCCUACCGCUCGUCCAAGGCUGCCGAGAUCUCAUACGCCACGAUUCAGGGUCGUGAGGCCUUGGUGCAGAAGUUCCGCAACUCUUCCGUCAUGCAAGAGACUCCAUUCUGCCGUCCUCGCCUCUUCCUGACCUACCUCGACGCCGACGUCUCCGACAAGCUUCGCUCCACUGGCACCGAGCAGCCCUUCCCUCGUCCUGACAACCUGUCUAAGCUUCAGCGUUCGAUGGACAGCGCCCGCAGCGUUGGUCUCUACCCUCCUCAUGGAUUCUCCGCCGUCACUGAGCACCGCAACCGUGCCAGCGCCUACGAUCGCGGCACUCCUCGCGACAUGAUGCAGGCUGCCAUGAACUUCGCUCGCCAGCGCGCUGCCCCUGUCCCGCUUCAAGGCCUUACCGACAUGCAGAAGCGCGACGUUGAGGUCUGGUACUCCUACAACCACGGUCAGGGUCAAGUUGGAUACAUCCCCUUCAAUUACAUCCCCAUGACCCACAUCGCCCAGUACUUUGCUGAACACCAGGCUUCUCCCAACUCGGUCGCUGUCAACCACCCUGGUGUCAUCGGCGCCCCAGUCGUCAACACUCCCUACAAGCGCGACCACGUCGGCACCUCCGUCACCACGCCCACCCGCCGCCCUCGCGUCAACGGCAGCCCUUCAUACCGACCGACUCCGCAAGAUAUUGUUUGCUCCAGCUACAUGUCCUGA